GCAUCACAUAGCAGCAAGCUGUGUGUUUAGCGUGCUGAGGAACAAAACGGAGGCAGAGCAGGUCCCAUCAGCAGGAGAUAAGCCACUCCCCUUUCGUGAUGUUUGAGGGGAAGCCUAGGCUUUAAAAGUUUCAUUUCUCUUUCAGGGAGUCUCCUGUCACCACCUCACUAUCUCACAAGCAAACAUACAGCAGCUGGACACACACACACCCAUCCACCUACUCCGCCCGGACUCUUCUCCUACCUGAGAACAUUGUUGCAUCUAACAGAGGUCUGUUUUUCUUUCAAUUACUUUCCUAUCGGGAUGGCAAGCUCAAAAUCGUCCCAGACUACGCGAAACAUUGUGAUUGCCUGCCUGGCAUUGUGGUCAAUCAUCUCCCUUAUCAUUAUUGUGGUAUGGGCCACUUCGCCUGAGAUGAAAGGAGCCAGCCAAUGUCGCACAGAGAUGCAAGCCCUCACAGAAACACACGAAGAGGCAAAGAUUGUGUGGAUCAAAGACCGAAGAGCCCUGGAGACCCUGGUGAGACAGGGAUGGAGGAAUCAGUCUAUCCUACAAAAUCAAAUCGACCAGUACAAGGAGCAGUUGCGAUUACUCAACGUGUCUCUUGAGUCCAGCCAGCAGGAAAAUGCCUUUUUGAAUAGUAACAUAACCUUAUUGGAGAGCAAGAUUGAAGAAUACAAAAGCAUGAAGGGGAACCUCACUGCUGAAAUCCUCCUGCAGAAAGACCAGAUUGAAGCCCUGGAACAUAAUUUGACAUUGAAGGCCCAGGAGUUGGAGUCAUGUGAGGCUUUACAAAUCGCUGCCAAACAGCUCCAAAAUGUUGCAGAGAAGCAGACACAGGCCUGCGAGACCAGCAAGCAAUAUUUACAGAAACAACUCACAAAGUGCAAAAACCUGGACCAACAUGAACAUGGGACUGUUGAAUACCAUCUUAAUCUCAAUGACAAUUCAGCCCAAGGAACCAUUACAAGUAGUGUUGCACUGGUCUCAAUCCUUUGCCUCAGUCUGCUCUUCGUACAAUAGACAGGAGGAAGGCUGCAUGAUGGAGUAUUUGGGUACAUGUUUUGAUGCAACACUGUUCUGAGGUCACCACUAAGGUGCACUUGCAACCCUGGAUUUAAAGCACAUUUCAAUCUACAUUUCGACUGAAGAGCACUGAUGUAAAAUUUAUAUUCAGUGUAGUCAAUUAAGAUAUUUUCAUUGCAGUUUUUGCUGAAGUCUAAAAAUGAUGUAUUGACUGAUAUUAGAAAGCAUGGGCGAUUUUAAUCUUUACCUAAUUUAACAAAUAUAUGCUGUAUUUCAUUGGUGUUAAAUUUUAUAAUUUCUAUUAAUCUUCCAACUUUAUUAUUUUGGAAUGAUAUUUAUUGUUGAUUGAUGCCAACAAGAUGUUAAGAGCUAUAGAGAAAUUUGAUCAUACUGUUUUACCACUGUCUGUUUUAGAAAUAAAAGACCCUUUGAAAGCUG
This is a messenger RNA of Xyrauchen texanus (razorback sucker), 1464 nucleotides long. RefSeq lists its product as uncharacterized. The coding region runs from base 304 to 1023 and encodes 239 amino acids. Lineage: Eukaryota; Metazoa; Chordata; Actinopteri; Cypriniformes; Catostomidae. The record is from RefSeq and is a predicted model, not a curated record. The transcript has 5 exons.